CUUCAUGGAGAAAGAAUGAUAAAUCUUAGGGUCAAGAUUAAGAUAACUUCAGUAUAUAAAUCUAUAACGUUAAAAUCGAUACUCAAAUGCGAAAGUCUCAUCUUGUGGUUUUUUUGUCUCCACUGAACUUCUUCCUAGGUGUUCAUUAAUAAGAGGGCAGAUAAUGAAGAAGCUCAUAUUCUUCUCCUGGGUUCUUGCCCUAGGCCUGGCUAAACCAAACGGAUUUUACCAUCAAGAAUACAGCUACAAAAGCUCAUCAUCAUCUUUCAAAAACAACGAAUUACAACACAAAAACGAAGAUCAAGGAUUCUACACCAAAGACGGGGACCUAGAAGGAAGGGUAAAACCAAAAGUCAAUUCUCAAAGCCAACAUUCCGAAUAUACAAAUCCCAAACUGCUGAGUGGAUCUAGUGGUUAUCAAACAGCUGGUUAUACAGGAGCCAGCGGUGCCAAUUACGCAAGCUCAGACAGACUCUUUGGAGGUCUGAACGGAGGGCAAAGCGUUGAUGGUUACGCCUCCGCUGAUAGAGUAAUAGAUCUUUCAAACGGCUACAAUAGGGGCUACAGUACCAGUCAAGGCUAUGGUGCCAACCAAGGCUUUGGAACCUCUCACAACUAUGGAUCCUUGCACAACGGAUAUGGAGGAAGUAGCAGCAAAUAUGGCUACACCCAGGGAGGAAGUACCUAUGGUUACAUGCAACACGGGGGCUCCCAAUCCAACUUAGGUUCCUACACAACCAAUGCCAACUUGAACGCUAUGAUGCAGAGACUUCAAGAUGACAUGACCAGGCAACUAGAACACGCCAUAUACAAGCAAUACCAGACAUCAGGCUAUACAACUUCAGUCAGCAACAACCAAAUGAACGCAGAUAUAAGAAUUCUUGAAGAUGAACUGCGCAGAAACUUAACGCGACAACUGCAAGACAGCCUGAGAACUCAAUACGGUACAAGCACAUACCAGAUAAUCGAAGGGCAACCUUCAACAGUCCCCAACUAUUCCAACCAAGAACUAGCUGCACUAACCCGUCGUUUGGAAAACGAUCUAAUCGGCAAAUUGCACCAGAAUGUCCGCACCACCUACAACAAAGAAACUUCUAAUACGUACGUCUCUUCCAACACAUACAGACCGGUCGUAGUGUAUCCAGCUACUACCUCGAGACCAUACUACGAAAGGCCAAUACUAACAACGCCAGGUGCUAUCAGAUACAUCCCAGCCCAAACCAUUUACCAAGAAACACCAAGCAACAUCAGAUACACUCCAAUACCAAACCCAGAAUCUUUGACUCAAAUCGCUUCCAGGACCCAGAGCGAGGUCAAUUCUCACCUGGACACCGCCUUGCAGAACCUCUACUCGACCUACCUACAAACCGACUCACAGUCCUACUACACCGUGACAGAUUUCGACAACGAGGUCAAUCGCAUCAGAGACGAAAUCAUCAGGAACCUAACCUACAACAUGGACGAUCAAAUACGUAGGAACUACGGCCAGCAAAUAUUGAAGAACGAUUAUUACUACACCAUAUCGACUAACGGUGACAUAAGCACCCAAUACAACUACAACUCGCGAGACUAUGAAAACCUGAAGAAGCAGGUGCAGGAGAAUCUGCUGCGCAAGUUGAACCAAACGGUGAAUACUUACAGAGACCAGUACCAAAGACGCCAAUCGCAAUACAGGGAGAGUUCCAACGUAUACGUGGUGACUCACAGACCGGUAUACUACACUUCAGGCAAUCAAAUGUACGACUACUCCGAUCUGCAGAAGCAACUAUCUCAGCAAUUACAAAACGCGUUGAACACACGCAAGUACAGUCAAUCGUCUUCAUAUUCUACUUCGGCAUCUUACAACCCUCAAGCAUAUCAAACCUCCUUGGACGAGCUGAGUAGAGAGUUACAAAGGAACCUUACGGAACAACUCAGCAAUUACAGAGCUCAGGCGUCUUCUAGUUCAAGCAGCAGUUAUGGUUACAUGUCCGGAACAAGUGGUGGUAACGCAGACUUUGAAUCAAUGAAGAAUCAACUUCAGAAUCAAUUGAUGUCACAACUGCGUCAAGGGCUGCAGAAUCAACAUCGUUACAGCGCAAGCGCCUCCUACAGUGCUUCCAGCUCAUCUUCUGCCAACGCCAACUAUGGCAUGCACCAAGCAUACAGCAGUUACCCAUCCACAUGCUUGCAUGGGUGUAGACGCAAAAGAGAUACCUAUCUUCACAAAUUCGGUGAAGGAAGGCCUAGGCAUGGAGUUAAAAGUGUAAGAAAAUAUUUCUCCAGUCCGAGAUACUUCGGUACACCUGCUGAACUAAGUUACGGGACACAUCGUGGCAUGCAGUCUCAGCAUCAAUCGUCUUACAGUAGACACUUCCAGUUCACGGGAGAAGAUAAUUCACAAAUCCAACCAGACAAUGUAGGAACUUUCAACCAUGGUCAAGAUCAGCAGCAAACUGAGCAAUCUGAAGAUAACUUGCAACAAUUGGAACAAGAACCGAUUAAAUACACCAACCAGAAUGAAUUAACGCAACAACAAACAGAAGACACUGAACCCUUUCAAGGGUAUCACAAUCAUCUGAGAAGAAGGCCCGAUUCAAGUGGACACUUUGAAGAUCAAAAUGAUUCAAACCAACAGCUAGAAACUGAGACACCUUGUCCCCAUCACAUGCUGAAUCAGUACACACUAAGCCAUUCACACAAACAAGAGCAAGAAUUUGAGGGACAGUUGAGUUCGGGACAACAUUUAGAAGAUCAAAACUCAAUAGGGCAUUUAGAAAAACCACGACACCUUGGUCAAGAGCAAGAAAGUCAGUUGACUUUAGGCCAGGAACAACAAUCUGAACAAGAAACAAUGGGAAAUCUGCGAAGUCCUAAUCAAGAGGAUCAAGGUCAAUUGAGAGAAGAACAACAACCUGAAGGUCAACAAUUGGAAAGUGAGAACAUGAUAGGAAACUUGAACCAACCGAAAAAUAAGGAGCAAGUACUUGAGGGGCAGUUGAGAUUGGAGCCCCAAUUUUCAGGGCAGCAAGUAGAGGAUCAAAACCUGCAUGAACCAAAACAAAGUACUCCUACUUUCCAAGAGCAACAAACUGGAGACAACCAAGAUUCUACACAGCAAUUAGAAGUAGAUGGUAUUCAAAGAGCGGAGUCAGUUCGAGUACAACAAACUGAAGAAAUACCGACACAACAACUCGAAUUAGGAAGUAAGCCGAAUGCCCAAACAUCAGAUCAACAGGUGCAGGAACCUGAUGAUUUAAAUCAACAACUUGAACCAAGCGGUUUGAGAAAACCCAACAAUAGAGAUUAUGAACAACAACUUACAAAUUCAAACAUGAAUGAACAACCGAACAAUAGAGAUUAUGAACAACAACUCACGAAUGAACAACCCAACAGCAGAGAUUAUGAACAACAACUAACAAAUACAAACAUAAAUGAACAACCAAACAAUAAAGAUUAUGAACAACAACUAACGAAUGAACAACACAACAAUAGAGAUUAUGAACAACAACUAACAAAUACAAACAUAAAUGAACAAUCUUCAGAACAACCAAAACAUGACAACCUACCUGCGGCGCAGUUGAGAUUGGAGCCUCAAUCUUCAGGACAACAAGUAGAGGACCAAAACUUAGUAGUACUUCCAAAACUAAGAUUUCCUACUCUUCAACAACAACAAACUAGAGACAAUCAAGAUUCUACACAGCAGUUGGAAAUAGUAGAUAUUCAAAAACCAAAGUUAGUUCAAGUACAACAACAAGAAAUUCCAACACAACAACUUGAAUUAGUACAUAAUCCAAAAUCACAAAUAGUGCAAGGACCCAAUGAAUUAAAGCAACAACUCGAACCUAUUGGUUCACCAAAUCCAAAAAAUGGGGGCUAUGAGCAACAACAAUCAAAUGCGGAAAUAAUUGAACAAUCUCCAGAUCAGAAACUGACUGCUUCAGAACUAAUUCAGAAACCUCAGCGACAAACCGAAAUUGGAGAUGAUCAACAACAGAUAGAAACACAGCAGAUCGAAGAAAACCACCCUGAGCAACUUACAGAUUCUGAUCAACAGCUACAAAAUCAGGAAAAUAUGGAUCGAACUUUGGAACUAUCCAGAAGUACAAGAACAAAACCAGACACUGGCUCUCAAUUGGUAUUACUUCCUACAUCGCAACAUACCGACCAGCAAGUACAAAAACAAGUAAAAGAUGACUUAACACAACAAGAACAUCCAGUGAGCGAAUGCAAACGACAAAUAGUGAUAACAAAUGCUCCCACUCUAAAACAAGUUAGACCAACACUAUUAACAGAAGUUGAUCAGAAAUUGGAAACUACUGUUCAACCCAAUUGUUUACCUCAGCAAGAAGAGCAUCUGGCAGUUCAAAAAUCUGAAGAACCAGUACAAAAAUUAGAGGAACCUGAGCAAAAGUUAGUGAGAGGAGAUCAAAACCAACAGUUAACACGGCCUCAAACUCAUAUAUAUGCUGACCAAGAGGGACAACAAUUGGAGAAUUUCGCUCCAUUAGAAUCUACACGAGUAAGAAAGCUGGAACAAAAUCCCCACUUUCCAAGUCUUGGAGUAACCCAAAAAUCUGAGUUGUCUUCUAUUCCUCAGAAAGAAGCAGUUCAGCAAAACGUCACUCCGAAAAUAGAAAUAACUAAUAGUUUUCAACCAUCUAGAGAUUCUACAAGAACAUUCAGGCAGCAGUCUCAAUAUUCCAGUACAAGACAUAAUGUGAUCACCCAAGAAAGCCAUAGUGCAACUUAUCCCACCCAAGUAAGCCAUAUUAAACCUUAUCCCACCCAAGUAAGCCAUAGUGAACCUUAUCCCACCCAAGUAAGCCAUAGUGAAUCUUAUCCCACCCAAGUAAGUCAUAGUGAACCUUAUCCCACCCAAGUAAGUCAUAGAGAACUUUAUCCCACCCAAGUAAGCAAUAUUGAAUCUCAUCCCACUCGAGUAAGCCACAGAGAGCCUUAUCCCACCGAAUUACACAGUACUGGCUCUUACAGACAUGAAUCUAAUCAAAGGCCUUUCACCAAUGGUCACUCUGGAUAUUACCCUUCAUCCGGUAGUCAAGUUCAAGUAGACUCAUAUCAAAAUGCCUUGAAACAACAAGAUGCCUUGAUGGAUCUUUUAAAACAGAAAGUUCAAGAAGCUCAUGCUUCGGAACAGGGUUUGUACGGCAAAAGGACAAUAAAGAAAACUGUCUUCAUCAAUGGAAAAGCUGUGGACACACAAGAAAGUUCCCAAAUCAUUAAACCUGACGGAGAAGUUGUUGAACUCAGGGGAGAGUCACCUCUUGAAAAUAUUCCUUCAACAAACAUUUAUGGUGGAGAAGUUGGUAGUUAUUUGCCAAGUACAUAUAACUUGGACUCUCGAUCAACAGGUUAUUCUAGGAAUACAGUAGGAAGAACCUAUCAUCUAACAGGAAAUCCUUCAUCAUUUUCAGGACAAUCUCAAUGGUUUACAGAUGAUAAAAAUUCUGUUGAAAAUCCUCGAUCACAUUUUGGCACAAAUAUUUAUGGAACAAGUUUUCCUGAAAAUGCACAAUCUGAAUUUUCUGGUAAGGUAACUAGAAAAGUUGUGCACUUUGUGAAUGGAAAACCAGUAAGUGCAUCAGAGAAAGUUCAGGUACUCACACCCGAUGGUGAAGUAAUAGAGAGAAAACAUGAAUUAGGACCAGAAGAAUUAAAUUCCUUUUCUAAUGGGUUUUCAAGCAAUGAAUUUGGACAAAAUUACUUAAGUAAUCAGCAGUCUGAUUUUUCUAGGCAUACAAUCCGGAAUACUGCUCAUUAUGUCAACGGUGAAUUAGUUGAUUUCAGCUCAAAUGACCAGGAUAUGAGCCCACACAGACAAAUCAAUAUGGAACAUGGUUUUCCAGAUGUUGAGUCAACAGAAAGUUUCAAUCCAUUCGGAUAUCCAACUAGAAACAUCCACUCAAAUACAAAAACUGUAAGGCAUUAUGGAAUUGGGGGUUACUGAAUAAUUUUUAAUAAUUAGUAUUUAUCGUAAUUGGAUCAAAUAUCUAUAUGGUCUAUGGAAGAAUUUAUUUCAUCGAACCACAAUAUUUGUGUUCUGUAUUAUUAUCUCAAAUGACUGUAUUUUUAAUUUAUUCAAAUAAAAUUUCUAGAAUUCAAA
Molecule: messenger RNA, 6103 nt
Organism: Harmonia axyridis
Lineage: Eukaryota; Metazoa; Arthropoda; Insecta; Coleoptera; Coccinellidae
Exons: 4
Coding region: 164-5947 (1927 amino acids)
Source: RefSeq, a predicted model, not a curated record